AUGAAAGAUGGAACCUUUUCUGAUGAUGCAACAAAAGAAGACCGAUCGGUUCUAAGGAAAAUGGCUUUGAAGUAUGUCCUAGUCGAUGGUGAACUGUAUUGGAAGGCCUGGAAUGGAAUGCUUCUAAGAUGUGUAGGCAUGAAGGAAGGAGAAGAGAUAAUGAAGAAGAUCUAUGAUGGAGUCUUUGGUACUCAUUUGAGUGGCAUUAGUUUGGCCAGAAAGAUUAUGAGAUGGAUUGAAGCUCAGUCCUACAAAAUCUUGACUGCCAAACAGGUGGCUAGAUUUAUUGAGCAGAACAUUUUCUGUCGCUAUAGUGUUUCUUAUCACAUAGUUACAGACAAUGGUUCUCACUUCCAAGCAGUCGUCAGUCAGUUAUUAUACAGAUAUAAGGUUGAGCAUCACCAUUCUUCUCCUUAUCAGCCUCAAGCUAACGAUGCAGUGGAAGUCGCCAAUAAGGAGAUUAAGAGAAUUCUGUCCAAAAUGUGCGAGAAGUAUAGAAGCUGGAAAUCUUAUGGAAAGAAGAAGUCUCUCAGGGUUCUUGUGGAAGCUGCUCUGAUCAAGGAAGAAUGGGUCCAAGAAAAGGAUCAGAUGAGAAAGAGAAGAAUUGCUCGUUUCUACAAUCAGCGGGAACAUCCAAGGGCGUUGAAAAAUGGAGAUUUAGUGUUAGUCAGAUUGUUAGACCAUGAAUCCCAGAGUCAUCCAGGAGGGAAAUUCAGACCCAACUGGCAUGGACCGUUCAGAAUUCAGAAACUAUUAGCCAAAGGUGUCGCUGAAUUGGUCACUAUAGAAGGGAAGCCUUUUAAUCGGAUCGUUAAUCAAGAUUAG
Molecule: messenger RNA, 825 nt
Organism: Jatropha curcas
Lineage: Eukaryota; Viridiplantae; Streptophyta; Magnoliopsida; Malpighiales; Euphorbiaceae
Source: RefSeq, a predicted model, not a curated record